Messenger RNA from Pyricularia oryzae 70-15, 1080 nucleotides. RefSeq lists its product as uncharacterized. Gene Ontology annotation, molecular function: oxidoreductase activity, acting on NAD(P)H. The record is from RefSeq and is a predicted model, not a curated record. The transcript is spliced from 2 exons. The coding region runs from base 1 to 1080 and encodes 359 amino acids. NCBI's taxonomy places the organism in Eukaryota, Fungi, Ascomycota, Sordariomycetes, Magnaporthales, Pyriculariaceae.
AUGGCGCCGUUCAUUCCCUCGUCUCACACGGCCAUCAUACAACAUGAUGAUGCUGGGGGAGUCAAAAUCACUCCAGGUCUUCCGCUGCCUGUUCUUGAACCAGGCCAAGUCCUCGUCAAAACCGCGGCCGUAGCCCUGAAUCCGUGCGACUUCAAAAUGCCCCAACGCUUUUCGCAGGCUGGCACAUAUAACGGGUGCGACUAUGCCGGAACCGUGGUCCAGCUUACAGAGGAGGUUGAGAAGAACGGCCUCCUCAAGGUGGGCGACCGCAUCUUUGCAGCCUGCGUGGGGAACAACCCCCACGACAAAGAUUCGGGGUCGUUUGCUGAAUACCUCAAGGGCACAGCCAAGUUCUGUUGGAAGAUACCGGACUGGAUGUCGUUUGAAGAGGCAGCCGGCCUGAGUGGUACAUGUAUCGCCACAGCAUGCAUGUCGCUGUUUCAAUCGCUCAAACUUCCUGGUACUUUUGAGGAACCCGCAACGAAGCCUCUGGACGUCCUCAUCUGGGGUGGGGCUAGCUCGGUUGGAACAACCAUGAUCCAGAUGGUAAAACUUCUGGGACACCGGGCUAUCACCACCUGCUCGCCCAAAAACUUCGAACUCGUCAAAUCCUACGGGGCUGAUGCCGUUUUUGACUAUCGUUCCCCGACCUGUGCAGCCGACAUCAAGAAGCUGACCCGAAACAGCCUGAAAUACGUCGUUGACCCAUUUUCAGACUUGAGAACAAUGGCUCUGGCCGACGAGGCGAUGGGUCGUAGCGGUGGCAAAUAUGUGGCGUUGGAGUCGUACCAAGAUACUCAUGACAAAAAGAGCAAACUGAUCGAGAGGGAACUUAUCAUGGGGCAGAUGAUUCUGGGAAGGGCCAUCAAACUACCUGGAGACUAUGGCAAGCCCGAAAACCCCGAAAUGGGACGUUGGGGCGUUGAGUGUUACAAGAGCGUACAGAGACUUGUAGAUGACCGCAAGUUGCGACCGCAUCCGCUUCGGAUCCUGGAUGGGGGACUCGAAGCAAUACUAGAUGGGCUGGAGAUGUUGAAAAGGAGGGAGGUGGCGGCAGAAAAGAUUGUUGUGCGGCUGUAG